Microplitis mediator is the source of this 3276-nucleotide messenger RNA. RefSeq lists its product as uncharacterized. The record is from RefSeq and is a predicted model, not a curated record. NCBI's taxonomy places the organism in Eukaryota, Metazoa, Arthropoda, Insecta, Hymenoptera, Braconidae. The coding region runs from base 1 to 3276 and encodes 1091 amino acids. The transcript has 7 exons.
AUGUCUGAUUUAUACCUCAGAGAGGUUUUUACACAACCAUUGAUACGCAGCUGUCUUCGUCGUGUGACUUACGAAGGCGAGAAAAAGUGGAUUAAAGUCGAAGCAGGUGACAUUUUGUUAAAAUACGACGAAUGGAUUGAUGCUGGUGCGUUUUUAGUUAAGAAGGUAUCACGGUAUGCGUCACGUCGUCGCGCCAUUCAGGCCCUGGCGCCUGCGGCAGAGCCAGAAAACCCUGAAACCAAAGAACCAGUACUCCCAGUACUGCCCGACUUGGAAUCUGUAGUGCCACCCAUGGAGGUAGAGAGUUUAGGAUCUCCUCAGAAGGAACCUGCCGGAGAAAAUGAAGAUAUGGAGGAACUCGAAGCUUCUCUGCGGGAAAUGUUGGAGGUUCCCGUCCCGGGAACUAGUGAAUUAAUUACUCUUCCUUCAGUCGAAAAGACUGCACCUGCAUCUCAACAACCACCAUCGGAGAGGAACAGAUGUAAAUUAUGUGCGCAAGGACAUUUUGUGGCUAAUUGUCCACAAUUCCGUGCGUUCUCUCCCGAUAAGAGACAUCAGUGGGUAACCCAGCGGUACCUCUGCACCAACUGUCUUGGUUCCCACAAUGUAUUGCAGUGCCGCAACUCCAAGACCUGCACUCACUGCGAGGAAAAGCAUCACUCUAUGCUACAUGGUGCCACUGCUUUGACCACCACAAAGUCAGUUCCGAGGAAGAACACAACUUCAACUCCACUUCAACUAGUGGCACAAACAUAUAAACAGCAAGAUGAGACAUCAUCAACAGGAGCUGAUGCAACUCAUCUCAAACGCCUGAUAACAAGUAAUCACUUCACCUCAAUUUCAACAACAGUUGACAUCAACGAUGUCGAGUUAUCAUCUCACUCAGCAGCACUCAACUCAGUACAAAUAAACCACUCGCAUGACAUCUCAAGAGCAAUAUCACGACCCAGUGUCUUACUGGCCACUGCCAAGGCCAUUCUCAACUACGCAGAUGAUAAUCAUCAAAUUAUCCGCCUUCUCAUCGACCCUGGGUCAGAACUCACACUCAUAUCACGGACAAUAGUCAAUAAUUGUCAACUUGACAUCAUUUCAUCUCAAAUUCCAAUUGUUGGAGUUGGCAGUGUAUUAUCCGGAAGUACAUCUGGAGCUGUAAACAUCUCACUCACCUCACUUCACUCUGAUGAUAGUGUUAUCAUCUCUGUACACAUUCUCAAUAAACUCACAGCUAAGCUGCCAGCUGUUUCAAUCAAGAAACAUUCGUGGAAUCAUCUCAACAAUCUGCAAUUGGCUGAUUCAGACUAUUUCAAGUAUGAUGGAAUUGAUCUACUCAUCGGCGCAGAUUGUUAUGGAAAAAUUAUCAAACUUGGAGUUCAAACUGGUUCACUUGGUGAUCCAGUUGCCUUAAAAACGAUUUUUGGCUGGUCCAUACUUGGUCCAGUAUCAUCUCAAUCACAACAAUCACCAAGCAGAUCUCACCAUAUCAUCUCUAACGAUCAACUUCAUGAAUCAAUCGUCAAGUUUUGGCAACUUGAAGAAGUUCCAUCACAUCUCAACGAGUCUCUCACGGUAGAAGAAGCUGAAUGUGAGUCUCACUUUCAAUCAACUCACUCUCGUGAUCACACUGGGAGAUAUACCGUGCGAUUACCAUUUAAAUCAUCAUCUCAGCAGUUUGGACAUUCAAUGCACAUUGCCAGCAAGUGUCUAAAUCGACUAAUAAAAAACAUCUCACAGAAGACUGAGUUCAAUCAUUUCUACAGGGACUUUCUCACGGAGUAUGAGGCCAUGGGUCACAUGCAAAAAGUCCCAGAUUCAUAUCAAUCAUCUCACAUCACCUACUAUCUACCUCAUCACGGUGUUCUUCGUGAAGAAAGCACAACAACGAAGCUAAGAGUCGUUUUCAACGGCUCCAGUAAUACUACCUCAGGCAUCUCACUGAAUGACACACUUCACACGGGUCCAAAACUGCAGUCUGACAUUUUUGAUGUCUUACUGUAUGUCAGAGGACACCUAUUCGUCUUCACCACGGACAUCACAAAGAUGUUUCGUCAAAUCAAUGUUCAUCCAGAUGAUUGGGACUAUCAACGGAUCCUCUGGGUAGAUGAUGACAAUCAACCUCAAUCUUAUCAUCUCACCACCGUAACAUACGGCACGCGUCCAGCACCAUAUCUUGCUGGCCAUGUUCUCAAACAGCUAAUCAUCGACGAAGGAGAUGAGUAUUCACAAGCUGUCGAACCUUUUGAAAAAGGCAGUUACGUGGAUGAUAUCUGCAGAGGCGCUGAUAAUGUCAAUCAUCUCAACAACAUCGCAUCUCAAGUGGAAGCAAUAUGUCUUGCUGGCUGUUUUCCACUAGCCAAGUGGAAAAGCAACCAUCCUCAGUUCAGCAAAUUGUCAUCAUCUAACAUCUCAAAUUCACACGAGUUCAAUGAAUCUACAUCCAAAGUUCUUGGACUUUCGUGGAAGUGUCAACCAGAUCACCUCACAUUUACUGGUCAUACAUCUCAAAAGGCUGCCAUCACCAAAAGAUCAAUUUUAUCUGAAACAGCCCAGUUAUUUGAUCCACUGGGACUCAUCUCACCUGUAGUCAUCAAAGCCAAGAUCUUGAUGCAAGAUCUAUGGCUAGAAAAAAUUGAAUGGGACGAUUCACUCUCACCUGAGAUAAUUCACCGUUGGAAGAAAUUCCGAGAUGAAUUACCUGAAUUAUCUCAACUUAAAAUUCCUCGCUGGCUAAACAUCUCAUCAGACACCUCGAACAUCGAGAUACAUGGAUUUUCUGAUGCGUCACAGCAUGCCAUGGUCGCUGCUGUCUAUAUCAAGACUCAUCAUCAUCUCACACCAGCUAAAAUCACUCUUACGGUACCAAGAACACCACGAGCAGCUCAAUUAGUAAUAGUAUUUACGAAAACUAUGGAUGUUGCCAUGUUACGCAAAUGGAAUUCCUUACGACUUUCUCGCGACAAUGAUCAAACGCUCAAAGAGGCUUGGACAUUUCCUUUAAUUCCACCUGAACUCUUUCAAACAGCUAUCGAGCUUAUCACUGAGACGGCCGAGCAGAUUGAAGGACAACAUGAAAACGUUGUAAUACAACAGCAACAACAACAGCAACAGCGACGACGGCAUCAAGUGCGAGAUAUUAGCUCUCGAACGAUCAUCAACCGUCUUCGUGAAACUGGGUUACACGCACGACACCCUAAUCAUGUACCCCUGUUGACAUUGGAACUUGAGGCAAUGGACAAAUGUUUUAUUCAUCAACGAGUCUCGUUUCAAACUCCAUGGUAA